AUGAUUCUGAGUUUUCUACUCCUGCCCAUACUUAUAAUAGCGAGCGACCUCAUAGUACAAACAAGCUAUGGUUAUUUGGAAGGAUCGCCAAUUCAAUCAGUAUAUAAUAAAUCGUGCUGGAUUUUCAAAGGAGUUCCCUUCGCACAACCACCAACUGGAAAUCGUAGAUUCAAACUGCCGAUACCUCCAAAGCCGUGGAGAGGAGUAAAAUCAGCAAAACAGUAUAGUGCCGCUUGUAUGAGUAAUUCUACCAUGACUACAUCACCCCAGCAAAAUAUAAGUGAAGAUUGCCUAUACAUAAACAUCUUCACCAGCGAAAAGUGUAUGUCAAAUCCAGGCUCAUGCCCAGUUGUCUUCUACAUCCAUGGUGGAGCUUUGAACUAUGAUUCUGCUGUAAUGUUCGAUGAUCAGUACAUAACUGAUCGUUACUCCUCAAAAGACAUUGUCUUUGUUAUUUCCGCUUUCCGAUUAGGAUUCUUUGGUGUACUCGCAUUCGAAAAUGAUUACGUAGUGCCACGUAAUCUUGCACUCUACGAUAUUAUUGUUGGGCUAGAGUUUGUGCACCAAGAAAUUUCCAACUUUGGUGGUGAUCACCACCAAGUGACGCUCAUGGGCCAUUCUCAAGGCGGGAGCAUCGCACUGCUGUUUGCUGUGUCAAGUCUUGUCGAUCCUGAGAAGCGCUUGUUUCAACAGUUAAUCGCACUGAGUCCAGCUGUUAAUUAUCGAAAUGGUGCUGGUCGUGCGGAUCUAACAUGGCGAGUAGCUUACGAAGUCGGGUGCGUCCCAUCCAAAGACCGUCCGUCAUCUACGACUGCAGCCGAAACUGAAGCUAUCGUAGAAUGUCUGAGAUCUGUGGAUGCUUAUGUACUUCUCCAAAAGCAAAGAAUGUUGGAAGAAAAUGAGGGCCUGCUUUUCGACGGUGUUUUGUUUGCUCCACCGCUCGUCGAAGAUAAGACCAAUUUCAAGAAUUUUACUGUAAACUGUAUAGCUAGGCCAAUGAUUUGCAGCUCAACUCGUUAUGAGUUCAACUUCCAAAAUGAUGAUAUAUACGAUAUUGGAGCAUUUCUCAUGGUCGAGCAUCCAGCUGAAAUAAGAAAAAAAUAUUUUGAGGAUAAGAAAUCAAGAAAAGUCAGCGAUUCUUAUCUCUCUCAAGUGGUGUUUACCCUUAACGCGAUGUUUAGCUUCUUAUUUACUAGAAAAGGAUCGAAUGUGUAUUUGAUGCAGUACGAUCAAGGACCAUUUCCUAUGCAUUCUUUUGAUAUGCCACACUUCAUCGGAACUCACAUGCGGAGCUUCGACAUUAACGAUAAGAUUAUUGACGAGUUUUAUGAAAAGAGUUUUGUGAAUUUUAUCAACGGAAGGGAACCAAACGCUGAUUGGCGUUCCUUCAAUGCCCAGAAGAGGAACUACUAUUCCGUGGUAGCGGACCUUAAAAGAAGAUUACUUCCUAGCAACAGAUUCGACUAUCAUAGUUCCGUUGUAGAUUAUUGGCUUCAUAAUAUUACAGACUAUGAUGCUUCUCUUUCUAAGUUGUAGCCUGUAUUGAGCUUAUAAAUUGAAUUUUCAGAAUUGCUAAAUUUAGGAAUAUUUUUACAAUAAAGGUGCUCAAAUUUCAAUGCUUAAUUUCUACGUAGCGACGCAAUCGCAGCAGUUUCUGUCGUCAUACUCAUCAUACCAGCAAUUUUUUGGCAAUCUGCCAGUUACUUCCCCUCAUACUUCUACAAUAAUACCGUAUCGUCGAAUAACCUAAUCUUUGCAUUGUUGGCUCGAUUAUUAAUUGUGAGCUCAAAUAGCUCAAUUUGCUCAAUGC
Molecule: messenger RNA, 1810 nt
Organism: Cylicocyclus nassatus
Lineage: Eukaryota; Metazoa; Nematoda; Chromadorea; Rhabditida; Strongylidae
Source: the annotation of a GenBank genome assembly